Messenger RNA from Galdieria sulphuraria, 1263 nucleotides. RefSeq lists its product as uncharacterized. The record is from RefSeq and is a predicted model, not a curated record. Lineage: Eukaryota; Rhodophyta; Bangiophyceae; Galdieriales; Galdieriaceae. Bases 21 to 1223 code for a protein of 400 amino acids. The transcript is spliced from 3 exons.
CGUAUUUUCCUCACUAGCACAUGGAAAUGCAAACCGCUAUCGAACAGUUGCAAGGCGCCAUAUCAAAACUGGCUCUACGUGCUAGCAACGAGACAUGUGGAGUGCAGCAGAAACCACCCCACUACACUUGUCUAACUAAUGUACAAAAGAAACUUUACAAAGCCGCAUGUGACAGUAAAAGACCACAACUUGCUUCAAAAGAAGCAGCAGUCGAAGACAAAAAUGUUCAACAAAUAAUACAAGAGCUGGAACUUUUAUUCACUUCCAAGUCGGAGAAGUGUACUAUCAUCGAAGAAAAAGUAGGCUCCUAUCUGACUGAAUACAAGCAACUUGAAAUGAGAAGAUUAGAACAGGAAGAAAAUAUACAUUCGUUAAAAAAUUAUGAUAUCCACAAGAGCCUCGAAACUGUAACAAGUGAGUGGAAUGAAAGGGAAGAGCAAAUAAGACAAGAGUUGCAGGCCCUUCAGUUCAAGUAUGAGGAACACAUACAGCACAAACGACAUAUAGAAAGGUCUCUUGAAGAAAAAAAAGAACAAAAAGAAAAAGCUGAACAGGAUAGGAUCAGAAUGGAGCAGCUUCAAGAAGAAAUCAAAAACACGCAAGUGGAACUAGAAAGGAUUAGUCAACUUUGUGAACAAGAACAAGAAACUCUUGCAGGAUUAGAGGAUCACAUUGCAGAGAAGUUAGUAUCACUACAAAAUUCAGAACAAUCCAAGGUAUCCGAAAAUGAAGGACAAGAAUAUUUUGCAGAAAAUCUUCAUUUACAACACAUCUGCCGUGAACUUCGCAGCACCAUAUUGGAACGUAAAGAGAGAAAGAAGGAAAUUAUUCAAAAAGAUCCGAAUCUUCAAAAUCUUCUAAGAACCAUCAAUCAGGAGGUCGUUCAGUCUUCUCAGCACGAACACUUGAUAGAAAUGUUAGAGAAACGCUGCUCAGUUCUAAAUAUAUUACUUCAGAAGGUUAUUUCGCAGUAUGCCUUGGAUGGCAACCUUUAUGCGGCAACUAUUCAGUUGCUAUUAGAUAACGACGGAUCAAUGCCUCUGGAAAAUUUAAAAGAACAACUUUUGUCCAGUCAAAACUGCUCAGUCGAAGAAGAAAAGAGUAGGAAACGUUCUCAGAUACUUCAAGUGAUAUACACUUUGGUUGCCAACUCUCUAGUCUCGAUCAACCGAAGUCAGGCGAAUAAUCCCGUGAGCCUUACAUUUUCCGUGGACUUGAGUUGAACCACAGAGAUAGGACUUUCAUCAUUCAAGUUUUUUGGUU